Molecule: messenger RNA, 1952 nt
Organism: Colias croceus (clouded yellow)
Lineage: Eukaryota; Metazoa; Arthropoda; Insecta; Lepidoptera; Pieridae
Gene: Nop60B
Product: H/ACA ribonucleoprotein complex subunit 4
Exons: 1
Coding region: 183-1709 (508 amino acids)
Biological process (GO): box H/ACA sno(s)RNA 3'-end processing; mRNA pseudouridine synthesis; rRNA pseudouridine synthesis
Cellular component (GO): box H/ACA snoRNP complex
Molecular function (GO): RNA binding; pseudouridine synthase activity
Source: RefSeq, a predicted model, not a curated record
UUUUGUUAAAUGUCAACUGUCACGCAAGCUACCUAACUCUAACCUCGCGUGUUUUGCACGUGUUGAUUGAAAACAUUUUAUUUUUAACUAAUAAUCAUUAUCAAGUUAGUGAACUUGGAAAACACUAAGACGCAAUAGCAUAAAAGUGAAAAAAUAAAACAGAUUAAUUAAAAACUAUCAUCAUGACGGAAGUUUUACAACCCGGUACCGAGGUAUUUUCUGAAAAGAAAAAGAAGAAAAACAAGGAUGCUGUAUCUUUGGGCACAUUCCAGAAGAUGAGCGAGUUCAAAAUCGAGCCAUCUGAAAGCGUAUCGAAACUAGACACAGCGUAUUGGCCCUUGUUAUUGAAAAACUUCGAUCGCCUCAACGUGCGUUCAAAUCACUAUACACCUCUACCGUUUGGACAUUCACCAUUAAAACGUCCGAUAUCAGAAUACGUGAAGACAGGCUUUAUCAACGUGGACAAACCUAGCAACCCUAGUUCCCACGAAGUCGUAUCAUGGAUCAAGAGAAUAUUGAAGGUGGAAAAAACAGGUCAUUCAGGAACCUUGGAUCCGAAGGUCACAGGCUGUCUCAUUGUUUGCAUAGACAGAGCGACACGACUGGUCAAAUCGCAGCAGAACGCUGGUAAAGAAUAUGUUGCUGUUUUUAACCUGCACUCUGCUGUAGAAAGCAUUAAGAAUGUCACACAAGGUUUGGAGAAGCUGCGCGGUGCGUUAUUCCAGCGACCUCCCCUCAUAUCUGCUGUGAAACGUCAGCUCCGUGUACGUACAGUGUACGACAGCAAAUUGUUGGACUUCGACCAGGAGCGCAACAUUGGAGUUUUCUGGGUAAGCUGUGAGGCUGGUUCCUAUAUUCGUACUAUGUGCGUACACUUGGGUUUGAUGCUCGGUGUGGGCGGUCAGAUGAUCGAGCUGCGUCGUGUACGUUCAGGCAUACAAGGGGAGAAGGAGGGCAUGGUCACCAUGCACGAUAUACUUGACGCUCAGUGGGCGUACGAAAAUCACAAAGACGAAACAUACCUGCGUCGUGUUAUCAGUCCCCUCGAAGGUCUUCUGGUAGCUCAUAAGAGAAUCUUCAUCAAGGACAGCGCCGUGAACGCAGUCUGUUAUGGUGCUAAGGUGUUAUUACCUGGUGUUUUGAGGUAUGAAGACGGUAUAGAAAUGGACCAAGAGAUAGUCAUUGUGACCACUAAAGGAGAAGCAGUUGCACUUGCCAUAGCAUUAAUGACGACGUCAACCAUGGCAUCAUGCGAUCAUGGUGUAGCAGCUAAACUCAAACGUGUGAUCAUGGAACGAGACACAUAUCCGAGAAAAUGGGGCUUAGGACCAAAAGCGUCACAAAAGAAAACACUCAUACAGCAAGGGAAACUCGACAAAUUCGGCAAACCAAACGAGAACACGCCUAAAGAGUGGUUAAACAGCUACGUAGACUACAAACCGAAGGCGGACGAAAAUGGCUCAGCAGAAGCUGACGAAAGCAGCAGAAAGAGGACAGCGAGCGCAUCAAAUGCUGACAAUCCAGAUGACUCUAUGAACGCUAAAGCGGAGAAGAAGAAAAAGAAGAAGAAGAAGGAUUUAGAUAGUACAGUGGACGCUGAUACAACGGUAGAAGCGGCUGACACAUCUGAAGUGGCCGACGACUCCGUUCGAAAAGAAAAGAAAAAGAAGAAGAAGAAGGACAAACAACAGGACAGGGAGGAGGAGUGAAUAGCAUAAGGCAAUGUAGUCAAUAAGAAAUUUUAUUUUUUUGUAUGAUCUAUAAUAAGACUAUGUGCAUCUAUCUUUAAGAUGACAUGUGCUUUAUGGUAAAUAUGUUGUUAUGUUUGUGCAUUGGUACCUAUGGAAUCAUUGAUUAUGUCAUACAGGUUUAUAGGAUUUAAGACAAGAUAAAUUGUAAAUCUAUAAAAACAACAAGAUUAUUAUGAGAAUAAACAUUAUUGUGUAAAGUAA